Messenger RNA from Huiozyma naganishii CBS 8797, 2217 nucleotides. RefSeq names its product RNA helicase (gene DHR2). The record is from RefSeq and is a predicted model, not a curated record. NCBI's taxonomy places the organism in Eukaryota, Fungi, Ascomycota, Saccharomycetes, Saccharomycetales, Saccharomycetaceae. Gene Ontology annotation, molecular function: RNA binding; ATP binding. Gene Ontology annotation, cellular component: catalytic step 2 spliceosome; intracellular anatomical structure. Bases 1 to 2217 code for a protein of 738 amino acids. The transcript has a single exon.
AUGGAUGGCAAGACAUCAACGGUGCAUAUGAAGCAGAAUGGUUCUAUAAAGAAAGUUAAUCUAUUCCAAAAACGUCCGAACCAGCGAGACGGGGAAGUUAAAACGGUGAAGAUGGCUACGGCGACAGAAAACGACGAUGAGGACGACGAUGCUUAUUUGCAUAGGCAUUCAGGGAGAAAUGAGCUGCUGUCGAAGUCUGCAAUGCUUCUUUCAGUGCGGAAAACGCUUCCAGUGUUCCAAAACAGAGGCGAGAUCAUGAAGUAUUUGAAUGCCAACCAGGUCACAGUGCUUAUUGGGGAGACAGGUUCCGGUAAAUCCACUCAAAUCCCACAGUUCAUGUACGAAAAUUUGCAGCGGAACUCGAAGGGCGGGUCUAUUGCGGUGACACAGCCACGUAGGGUUGCUGCUAUCAAUUUGGCCACACGUGUAGCAAGUGAAUAUGGUUGCAACGUCGGAGAUGAGGUUGGUUACUCGGUAAGAUUUGAUAAUACCACAUCGCCCAAGACUCGGUUGAAAUAUCUCACAGAUGGUAUGCUUCUAAGAGAGCUCAUGAUGAAUAAAGAGCUGAAGGAAUACAGCGUUAUAAUCAUUGAUGAGGCACACGAAAGAACGAUGCUCACGGAUUUAAUCCUCGGUUUUUUGAAGUCGCUGAUCCAGGGUCCUCGGCCUGAUUUGAAGAUCGUCAUCAUGUCUGCUACUUUACAGGCAGAGACUUUUAGCAACUUUUUUGGUGGGUGUCCCAUCCUGUUCGUCGAAGGUAGAAAAUUCCCUGUGACACAAUACUAUCUUCGCGCACCAACUGAUGAUAUAGUGGAUAGCAUUAUUCGGUGCUGUGUCCAGAUAAAUCAAGGGGAACAGAUGGGUGACAUCUUGUGUUUCCUACCGGGUCAGGAGGAGAUUGACAAAGCUGUCAUGAUUUUGAAUAAGGUGAGUCACAUUAUCGCCAAGGAAAAUUCCGUGCCACUGAUGGUUGCUUACCCGCUGUAUGCAGCUCUCCCGCCUGCUAAACAAGCUUUUGUCUUCAAUCCCGUGAAAGGUUUCAAAAGAAAGGUGAUAUUUAGUACGAAUAUUGCAGAAACUUCGGUUACAAUAUCCGGUGUCAAGUUUGUCGUGGACGCAGGUUUACGGAAGGUGAAAGUAUGGAGACAUCAACUUGGGCUUGCCACUCUGUUGACCGUUCCUAUCUCUCAGGCAAGUGCAAUGCAAAGAAGUGGUAGAGCUGGUAGAGAAAGUUCCGGUAAAUCAUUUCGACUGUAUUCCGAGAAUGACUACGCCAAGCUACCGAUGCAGACAGAACCUGAAAUAGCCAGAAGCGAUGUGACAUCACCAGUCUUGAUGCUCAAAAAAUACGGUGUCGACAAUAUAGUGAACUGGAACUGGUUUGAAAACCCGGGGAAAGAUGCUGUCAUGAUGGGGCUGCAGGAACUGUACCAGCUUGCGGCACUAGACGAUUUUGGUAAAAUUACUCCGAAGGGUGAACAAAUGUCCCUCCUCCCCGUGCAACCUCAUUUAGCAGGGGUCUUGAUCAAAGCCAGCGAGUACGCGUGUUUGAGUCAAGUCAUCGAUAUCGUGUCAUGUUUGAGUGUAGAAAAUUUACUGCUGAAUCCACAACCGGAGCAAAGAGAUGAAGUCAAUGAAAGGAGACUAGCUUCGUGUAAUGAGGGGAGCAAGUAUGGUGAUUUGAUAAUGUUGAAGGAGUUGUUCGAUAUCUAUUUCAACGAACUGAGUAAAAGCACGUCCGUAAAUUCGGAAAGGCAGGAUUGGUGUAAAGAGCUCUGUGUGUCCUACCGUGGAUUCAAGAAUGUGGUGAAAAUCCGUAACCAGCUACGAAUGUACUGUCGGAGGCUGUUCAAAGCCGAGGAGCUUGCUAAUACUGUUGGAGAACAGAAGCAUAAUGGCCUAGACAACACAGACAAAAUUGGUCAGAGCAAAGAAGAGAUUGGAAACAUUCUUAAAUGUUUCCUCACCGGGUUCACCAAAAACACGGCCAUCGGUAUGCCAGACCGUUCUUAUAGAACUGUUACUACGGGAGAGGCUGUGAGUGUUCAUCCUUCUUCGAUGCUGUUUUUGGAUAAGGCAUGUCCUGCUAUCAUGUACACAGAGUACGUUUUCACGACUAAAGGCUACGCCAGAAACGUAAGCAGAAUUGAAUUAUCGUGGCUGCAAGAGAUGGUCAGUCCGAGCGGUAACGUCGCCAAGAGGAAAGUCGUCGAGUGA